AUGUCCAAAGAUUUCUCAGAUAAAAAGAAGCAUACGAUAGAUCGAAUUGACCAGCAUAUCCUUCGUAGGUCUCAACACGAUGUUAAUCCCAAUGGAAGUUCCCCGUGGAUGAAGACCAAAUUACCACCACUUCCAUUUCCACAGGCUCACAUGCAUAUACAAAGUGAUCUAUCACCAACCCCAAAGAGAAGAAAACUAGCAUUUUCAAGCAACUACGACAAUAAAGAACUUGAUUUAUCUGCAAAUUACAAGAAUUUAUAUUCAGAAGAUGAAGGAAGUAAACUAGUACAAAAACUUCCUGAGUUGCCCCCUUCUAAUAGUGACAGUGUAUCUCCGGUCACAAAAAGUGUAGCUUUUUCUGAUAGAAUAGAAUCAUCACCAGUUCAUCAUGUACCAGGUUCGUCACCGAAACCAUCUCCAUCUAACAGACCAGGAAAGUCAAUUUUGAGAAAUAAGAUGUCUUCGGCGAGAACUGUAAGUGACUUGAGUUACAAUAAACUCCAACAUCCUGAACACAGAUUGCACAACGGUAAUAUUCUCACGUCACCAUAUAAGGAAACAAUUGUGAUAAAUCCCCGUACUUUAAAUUAUUGGGUCAGUGGUGAAAUCCAUGGUUUAAUCGAUAACGAAAGUAUUUCAGAAUUUAAAGAAAUUAUAGAGGGCGGAUUAAACAUCCUACGCAAAGAGUCCGAGGAAUAUGUGGCGAAGAGGUUUGAAGUGUAUGCAACAUUUAACAAUAUUAUACCCAUUUUAACUACUAAAAAUGUUAAUGAAGUUGAUCAAAAAUUUAACGUUCUCAUUGUUAAUAUAGAAGCUAUUGUUGAAAUAUGCAUGCCGCACCUUCAGACGGCACAAGAAAAAUUACUAAGUAGCAAUGAAAAGAAAAAUCCAUUUAUAAUUAGACUGUAUGUUCAAAUAGUUCGCUUUUUUGCUACCAUUAUGUCUAGUUUUAAGAUCGUAAAGUGGUUAAUGAAAAGACCGGAUUUAGUUAAUAAACUGAGAGUCAUUUACAGUUGGACCACUGAUGCACUAAAAAAUGAAAACUCAAAUAAGAUAAUAAUAAUUGCACAAGUUUCCUUUCUAAGAGACGAAAAGUUCGGCACUUUCUUUCUAAGCGAUGAAGAAAUUAAACCAAUUAUUAGCACUUUUACUGAAAUAAUCGAAAUUAAUAGCCACAACCUAAUAUACGAGAAACUGCUACUUAUAAGGGGAUUUUUAAGUAAAUAUCCUAAAUUAAUGAUUGAGACGGUGACUUCUUGGCUACCAGGUGAGGUUUUGCCUAGAAUCAUCAUCGGGGAUGAAGUCUACUCCAUGAAGAUUCUCAUAACUUCAAUAGUCGUACUAUUAGAACUGCUGAAAAAAUGCUUGGAUUUCGUUGAAGAGCAUGAAAGGAUUUACCAGUGUAUCAUGGUUUCUCCAAUAACCGAAACAAUCCCUGAAAAAUUCUUAUCGAAACUACCGGUGAGCUCACAUGACACUGCUUCUUUAGGUAAAGUGACAAUUGGACAUCUACUCACUCAGCAAGUAAAAUACUAUAUCGUACACAAACAUGACAACAAAAUAGCAAUGGAUUUAUGGCUUUCAAUAACUGGGUUACUAUACGAUAACGAAAAAAGGGUUUAUGACCUGACAUUAGAAUCGAACGAAGUUUGGUUUGGUCUAAAUAAUCUAUGCUUCAUCAAUGAUCAUCCAAAGACUCGGCUCAUGUCCAUCAAAGUUUGGAGAAUUAUCACUUACUGCAUUUGUACGAAAAUUUCGUUGAAAAAUCAGGAAGGGAAUAAAAGAUUAUUUUCACUUUUGCAAACUCCUUUUCAAAUGACACUGUCUCAUGUUAACGACCCAAGCGCUAGAGAAGGAAUCAUUUACCAUCUUUUGGGCGUUGUUUACACUGCAUUUACAAGCAAUAGGAAUCUGUCUACAGACAUUUUUGAGCAUUUUUGGGAUCAUCUGAUAGCACCGAUUUAUGAAAAUUAUGUUUUCUUGUAUGAUUCUAUACAAUUGCAAAAUAUACUUUUCACAAUUUUGCAUUUAUUAAUCGGGGGAAAGAACAACGACUUUGCAACGGAAAGAAGGAACAAAAAACAUAUUCAUCCCAUGAGUGUCAUAGCUUCGGAGGGUGUUAAAGUCAAAGACAUUUCAAGUAUACCCUCACAAAUCAUCAAGUAUGCGUAUGAUAAAAUUAUGAAGGUUGUGUUUAAGGCUGUUGAAGUAGCCAUGUCUAAUGUUAAUCUCGCCCAUGAUUUAAUUCUCACGUCAUUGAAACAACUUCCAGAAGACAAGAAAGAUCAGAACCACUUGGAAGCGUUUCGUACUUUGAUAUUAAAAGUUGCGGCGAAUAAUAAAGAUAAACCAAUUUUUCGCGAUUUUUUUGUAACAGUGAGUUCGUCGUUUGUUUAUGCGUUUUUGGAGUUAUUCUUAAAGAAGCAUGAUUCAUCGUUAGUAGAAUUCAGUAUCCAACUUUCAAAAGUUGGUAUUCCUCAAGGUAACAUGACUCUAGAUCUCUUGAAAGAUGUUAUCAAGAAAGCUCGCAACGAAACAUCUGAAUUUGUAAUAAUAGAAAAGUUUUUAGAGCUGAAUGAUAAGAAAACUGAAGUUUACGCUCAGAACUGGGUUGGAUCAACACUACUACCACCAAAUAUAUCCUUCAAAGAAUUUCAGAGCUUGGCCAAUAUUGUGGAUAAAGUUCCGAAUGAAAACUCUAUUGAGAACUUUUUGGAUCUAUGCUUGAAGCUUAGCUUUCCUGUUAAUUUUUUGACCCUACUUCACGUGUCUAAAUGGUCCAACAAUAAUUUUAUUUAUUUCAUCCAAAGAUUUUUCUCAAAAAACGAUGAAAAAUUGAACGCAGAUCUGAUUACGCUAUUGAAAACCUCUUUACCAGGGAACCCUGAACUAUUCUUCGGUCUGGUUCCUUUUUUGAGGCGUAACAAGUUUAUAGAUAUAUUGAAGUAUUGUAUUUGCUCCAAUCCUGCUUUAUUAAAUUCCAUUACUGAUUUGAAUUCCGAUUUCCUAAUGCAACUGCUGCCACUCAGUAGAGCGUCCUAUUUUGCAGCAAACAUACAAUUAUUCAACAAUUCUGAACAACUUACAAUAAUUCGUUGGCUACUAAAGGGCCAACUACUUGAAGAGAUAAAUCAAAAUUUCUCAGAGUUCAAAAGUUCGCUACAAAAUGCAUCUGGUCACGAGUUAGAAAGAUCAGAGAUAAUCAGAGAACUUCUUCUUUUAACGGCCAAAAAUCCUAUUGAACCAUUAUUGGGUGGUCUAUUAGAAAUUUGCGUUGAGAAUAGCAUCAUCGACUGUUUAAAUGAAUUCUGUGAAGCCAUAACUGACGAAUUACUCUUGAAAAUAAAUGCCGAACUAAUGAUACGAUUACUGACCUAUAGGGACAACCCAAAUGAGGCACUACUAACAGCAGUUACGGAAAGAAUUAGGAAUGCAGAUAGUGAUUAUACAUUUGAGUUUAUUGGUAAAAUCGUUGCACGAAAAGAAAUUCUACUUUUAGAGAAAUUAAAGGAACCACUUCUAGUUUUUCUUCUUAGCCCAGUUAGAUCCAGCGAGCAAAAGUAUGACGAAAGUGCCAAUAUUCUUCGCGAACUCGUCCUGUUAUAUCUCACUAAACCGCUUACAAGAAGUGCUGCUAAAAAAUUCUUUUCCAUGUUGGUCAGCAUACUGCCAUCAAAUCCUAACCAUCAAACUAUCGAUAUGGUUUAUUUGUUAAUUGAUCUCAUUAAAUCACAUAAUCGUAAAUUCAAAGAUAAACGAACUUAUAAUGCGACAUUAAAAAGGAUAAGAAAGUGGAUACAAGAAUCGGAGGUUGAUCAGCAAGAAGACUCAAGAAAGGAAAUUGACACUACAUAUAGCGCUAACUCAAUAAAUAUACCAGAUAAAGAGAGCGAAAAGAACGUUUUAAACUCACAGAGAGGAUCAAAUUCUGAAGACAUCCAGGUUCCAGCUACACAAGGGAUAAAGGACCUUCCCUCGUCACUUCAGUUAUCUUCUCAAAAUGAUAUAAAAAGUUCCCAUACAAUAAAGCUAAAAAACUUUCCUAUAACGAAUCUUGCACAACCAGAAAUACUUGCCGAGAUAAGCAGGUCGUCUACUAAUGAGUUUUUAGGAGAAGCUGACGGUGAAAGCACCGGAGAAGGGGACCAGCAGGCGAAUACUACGCAAUUGGAUGAUAAGACUAUUAAUGAUAAAAGCAUCUAUUCUACCAACAACGGCGAAAUGCAAGUUACUGAACUCCAAGAAUAUAGCGGCGUACAUCCUUCUAAAGCGAACUCAGACCAACAGACAGAGGUUGUCAUUGAUAAACUAGAGGGAGUGAAAAAGGAGUUGGUCAAAACGAGCCUUGAUCAAAAUUUGGUUGACAAUGAUGAUUUAGUGCAGUGUUUUCCAGGAGAAUCUCCUGUCCUUGAAGACAAAAGACCAAAAGAUCAUGAAAAGGAUAAAAAGAUGGGGGAUGUUUCAUCUUUUGAGGAGGAGGGUGUAUCUUCUAGUACUGAAUUAGUACCUACUAUUGUAAAAAGUGUAAGUCAACAACUCUCCACGAUACCAAAAGGGAGCGAAAAAGCAGACUUGAACUGUAGUGGAAACUUAUCCACGAUCACCUUAAGCUCUAAUGAUCAAGCUAUGACAAACAAGAACGGAAAAGAACAACGAGAACGAACCGAUAAUUUGGAGAAACAAGAUAGUAUAAAUAAUAUUAAUAAGGAAAGUUUCAUGCAAGACAAAAUUACCCAAAACGAACCCGUAAAGGAAACCGCUCUUCAAAUCAGGGAAGAUGAAGGCAAAUACCGAACUUGUAUUGUUGAACGAGCUCUGCCAAUUAUUAAUGCGGAGCUGAGUGACGGGCUUCAGAACUCGAGUGGGAUCAUGUUGGUUAACGGUUUGAAACAGAAGGAAGGAUCAAAAGUAGAUACCUUAAAUCAUGGCGAAGAUGAAAAGGUCACCUUUGCAGAAGAAGAUCCUCAAAUGAUUUCAGUUAAUAGUAGCAAGGAAAACGCACAGAGCAUUGAUAGCGUGCCGAUGCAAAAUGCUGUGAAAGGAUCCGUAGAAGCUAUUACCACUGAGGAAACGCUCACUGUACAUUUAAGAGAUAGUGAAACAACUGAAUUCAAUAAAAUGAUGGAGAGACAGCAGAGGAAAGGUCAAAAAAUAAACACUAACGACGAUUUCGCCCCAGUUGAUGAGAAUGACAGAAAUGAGGGCUUUUUGGAAGCAAUGGAGCAAGUGGCAUCUAGAGAAACAAGUCUCUUGAAAGAACAAACUGAAGUAGCAGAUACUUCAGUGCUACCGGAAAUACGCAUACCCAUUUUCAAUUCUUUGAAAAUACAAGAAUCGAAUGGCCAAAUAAAGCAAAAAUUGAAAAUGAGAUUACAGAGAAACGAAUCAAUGCCCCCAGAUUCACCUCCACGUGUUGCGUCCAAUGCAAAUACCAACAAUGUACUCAAUGACUCAACCUCUGUUGGAAAAGAGGGAAAAUAUGACGAAAUUCAAUUGGCCCAAUCACAUAUUGAAAAAGACGGCGACCCUUUGUUAGUAGGGGAAGGAAACGAAGAUGCUACAUCUAGGGAAGCUACACCUUCUUUAAAAAUACACUUUUCCUCAAAAAAGUCGAGAAAACUAGUGAGCAGGUUGAGGGGGUUCACACCAGGGGAUUUGAACGGGAUCUCUGUAGAGGAAAGAAGAAACUUAAGAAUAGAAUUACUGGAUUUUAUGAUGAGGCUCGAGUAUUACUCAAACAGGGAUGAUGAUAUGGUUUGA
Messenger RNA from Saccharomyces mikatae IFO 1815, 5760 nucleotides. RefSeq names its product DNA-binding protein RIF1 (gene RIF1). Lineage: Eukaryota; Fungi; Ascomycota; Saccharomycetes; Saccharomycetales; Saccharomycetaceae. The record is from RefSeq and is a predicted model, not a curated record. The transcript has a single exon. Gene Ontology annotation, biological process: telomere maintenance. The coding region runs from base 1 to 5760 and encodes 1919 amino acids. Gene Ontology annotation, cellular component: nucleus.